AAGUCCAAACUAUAUUUUUUUUGCUUUAGCUGAAAUUGGAAAAAGCAUGCGAAUCUUCAACUUCUAUGUUUUCUUACUUUGGAUCCAAAAACCUCAAAAAAACCUCCUUUCCUUACCUGCUCCUUUUGACCCUAACCCCAAUUCCCUUUAAUCCUCCAUGGGCAAAGGCGGUGGCUGUUUCCCAAGCAAAAAAAAACAUCCCACCUCCGCUGAAGACAUCACAACCAUCACCAACAGAGCACCCAUCGCCGCCGAUGAAGAAAUCCACGAAACUCCCACUGUUAUGGUGAAUUCUACGAAUAGCCAAUCGGUUACCGCCACUUUAAAAGUCUUCAUUGUGUUUUACUCCAUGUACGGUCACGUGGAGAAGCUGGCGAAGCGGAUGAAGAAAGGAGUCGACGGCGUGGAAGGUGUCGCGGCGGUUCUUUAUAGGGUUCCCGAGACGCUUCCGGAUGAUGUGUUGGAGCAUAUGAAGGCGCCGCCUAAAGACCCCGAGGUUCCGGAGAUAACGGCUGCGGAAUUGGCGGAGGCGGAUGCGGUUCUGUUUGGGUUUCCGACGAGGUAUGGGUGUAUGGCGGCUCAGAUGAAGGCGUUUUUCGACUCCACGGGGCAGCUUUGGAAGGAGCAGACGCUGGCUGGGAAGCCGGCUGGGUUCUUUGUUAGCACUGGAACUCAAGGUGGCGGCCAAGAAACCACCGCUUGGACGGCAAUAACCCAGUUAGCACACCAUGGAAUGCUAUUUGUUCCCAUUGGCUACACGUUCGGAGCUGGUAUGUUCAAGAUGGAUUCCAUACGAGGAGGUUCACCUUAUGGUGCUGGAGUUUAUGCUGGUGAUGGCACAAGAGAGCCAACUGAAACAGAGCUGGCUCUGGCAGAGCAUCAGGGAAAGUACAUGGCUGGUGUGGUCAAGAGGCUUUCUCAGGCAUGACAUUCCCCGGAUUUGGGGUCCCAUAUUCUGUUCAAUCGUCAUUAAUUGGAAUGUGUUUGGCUUUGUCAUUAGUCUUUGGCAGUUCUCCCGUUAUCCAUCAGCGUGAAAGAUGUCACCUAGUAUUGCUACCCUUUCUUCCAUUCCUUUUUGUCAAUUCCAUUCAGUUGGGAAGGAUGUACAUGAUUUGAUAUUCUUCUGUCUUGGCUAAUCAAAUAAGAUGUCUUUGUAUGGGAAUUGGGAUUCUUCGGUUGUAUAAUUUUCUCCGUGUAAUUCACUCAAAGCUUGAUUUAAUAAACUUUCAUUUUCUUUUCUAGUCAUUCAAAAUCACUCUGAAUUCAUCGGUAUCAUCAUGUUCAUUAAUGGAGGAUUUUCUAUCCAUUUU
Messenger RNA from Durio zibethinus, 1310 nucleotides. Its product is annotated as putative NAD(P)H dehydrogenase (quinone) FQR1-like 2. The record is from RefSeq and is a predicted model, not a curated record. NCBI's taxonomy places the organism in Eukaryota, Viridiplantae, Streptophyta, Magnoliopsida, Malvales, Malvaceae. Gene Ontology annotation, cellular component: membrane. Gene Ontology annotation, molecular function: FMN binding; NAD(P)H dehydrogenase (quinone) activity.